This is a messenger RNA of Cajanus cajan (pigeon pea), 2065 nucleotides long. RefSeq names its product EamA-like transporter family. NCBI's taxonomy places the organism in Eukaryota, Viridiplantae, Streptophyta, Magnoliopsida, Fabales, Fabaceae. The record is from RefSeq and is a predicted model, not a curated record. Gene Ontology annotation, biological process: transmembrane transport. Gene Ontology annotation, cellular component: membrane. Gene Ontology annotation, molecular function: transmembrane transporter activity.
CAAAAAUAAAAUAAAAUAAAAAAAAUAAGCAUCACAAGUUCGCUUCACACAGAACAUAGAAAGUCCAUUUCUACGAAUCUUGGGUGUUUCUUCUUUCGAUUAAUCACCACGGAUUCUCAUACAGGUGAUAUUUUGCUAGAAUUGCAAGAUGAAUAUUGGUAAUUUUCCCAUUAGAUAGGGUUUUGCUUUCUGGGUAUUCUAGACUUGGAGUUUGGUUUUGGGUGAUGCAUAGAAAUGAGUUCAAAAGAUGUGAAUAGUAAAACAUGGAAAUGGGCUUUGGGUUUAGCAUACAUAUUUGCUGUGGCAACAAUUUGGAUUGCUGCUAGCUUUGUAGUGCAGUCUGUUGUAGAUGCCGGUGUGUCACCAUUCUUUGUUACUUAUAUCUGCAAUUCGUUGUUUUUGGUGUUGAUCCCAAUUGUUGAAAUUGGGAGGUAUUUGGAGGAUUCUUAUGGGGGUUUAUGUUUUUGGAGGAGUGAGAAGGGUAAUCCAUGUUUGAAAGGAGGGGUAGGGGAAUCAGAGAAGGCUAUUCUUCUCAAAGACAAUGAUGCAGGCAAUGAAGCUGGUGAAGCCUUGGUUAUUGAAGAGGAUGAUGUCAGUCAAGAAAAUAAAAAUGGUUCCGAAUUGCUGCCAGAAGAUGCGGUGGUAGGUGUUUUGGUUGAUGAAGUUAAUGUGAUUGAAAAUGUUGAUAAAGAGAUCAAUGACAAAGGGAGGUGGAGUCGGUCCCGAGUGGCCAAAGUUAGUCUAUUGAUCUGCCCGGUUUGGUUUUUAGCUCAACUCACUUUUAACUUGUCAUUGAAGUAUACCACAGUUACAUCAAAUACAAUCUUAAGCAGUGCAUCCAGUCUUUUUACCUUCUUGGUCUCGCUGGUGUUCUUGGGUGAGAGGUUUACUUGGUUAAAGCUCUUUAGUGUUUUUCUUUGUAUGGGAGGAACAAUAAUUGUAAGCCUAGGUGAUUCACAAUCUGGUUUAAGAACAGUUGCAUCAAAUCCUCUUCUUGGAGAUUUUUUCGCACUUGCUUCUGCAGGACUAUAUGCAGUGUAUAUAACUCUUAUUCGCAAGAAAUUACCUGAUGAUGAUGGAAAGAACGGUGAAGCCAGUACAGCUGAGUUUCUUGGAUAUCUUGGGCUUUUCAAUGUUGUCAUAUUUCUUCCAGUUGCCCUUAUACUAAAUUUUACCAAGAAGGAACCUUUUAGUACACUUACCUGGAAGCAGCUUGGUCUGAUAAUUGGUAAAGGAUUACUGGAUAAUGUGCUGAGUGAUUACUUGUGGGCGAAGGCUGUUAUGCUUACGUCUACCACAGUUGCUACAGCUGGUCUUUCAAUUCAGGUCCCAUUGGCUGCCAUUGUGGAUACCUUGACUGGCCAUGCUCCGCGCUUUAUGGAUUACCUUGGAGCAACAGCUGUCAUGAUUGGCUUCACUGGAAUCAACAUUCCUUCUGACACUUUUAGCAAAUCCAGCGAAACUACUGUGGAAUUGGAAACUGAGAACUUUAAUAUAAACACUGAAGAGCUUACUUUGUCUAGAAGUCAUGAUUCAGUUGCCAUAUCAUAGCACUGUACAUUGCAUUCAUUUCAUGAGUUUGUUGAUAGGUGGUCUUUUUGUAAUCAUACCAAAUUAGUUGCAAUAACCAAAAUGUGUUGCUAUACCAAACAUGGAAAUAGAAAAUCUAGAACAAGAAAGAGGGUUCACUGGAUACCAGACAUGAAAAUAGUAAAUGUAGAACAAGAAAGAUGGUUUACUAGAGGAACACCCGAGAUUACACCUGGAGAGACAUGUAAGCUGCCAUGUGGUUCAGAAAAUUGCUACUUGGUUGAGAUCUUCAUUGAUGGUAUGGGUGCCUAAGUGCCCUAGACCUUAGUAAAGAAAGGGUUCAUCCAUGAACCACAUGUAAUGACAAAUUUGGUGUAAUAAUUUCUAUCAAUUUUGGGAUAUUUUGUAAAUGUUUAGUUCUAUAUCUUAAAUCUGAUGAGAAGGUUUCAAGUCAUAGUCAUUCAUUUGAUGAUACUAUAUGUAAACUAAUAUUCCCAACUGUAAAUGUAGCAGUUUAAUUAUAUAAUUUAUGCAA